AUGCACAUCGACCCCAAGUCAGCUGCCCGUGACGCGCGGGUUGGAAGGCGUCACGAUCACACCCACCUGGCCCAAGCAUCGGACGGGCGGGUGGUCGUGGUCAAGAUAUGCAACAUCAGGCAGCACGACUACUUGCCGUGCGAGCGCGACGUCGUGUCCGAGUACAACAUGGAGCAUCGCAUAUUGGCCACCAUGGCGGGUCGCGACGGACUGUUCCCCGAGCUCAUCGCCUACGGACAAUUCGUGCACGAUGGCCAAUGGUUCGUGUACACCGUCCUGUCAAAGCCGAUCGUGCACGAUUUCGCCGCUCGGAUCCUGGCCGAUGUCGAGAUGGCCGUCGCGCUGCUCCAGGCCGCCGGAUUCGUCCACCGCGACAUACACCAGGCCAACACCAUGGUGACGCCCGAGCAUCGGGCCGUGCUCAUCGACUUCAACUGGUCCACCGACGACAUGCGGAAGCGCAACAUGGACCUCGAGAGUCUGUGGGAGUUGAGUGAGGAGCGAGAAACGGAUGAAUACAACGAUCGUUCGUGA
Acanthamoeba castellanii str. Neff is the source of this 534-nucleotide messenger RNA. RefSeq lists its product as uncharacterized. The transcript is spliced from 3 exons. The coding region runs from base 1 to 534 and encodes 177 amino acids. The record is from RefSeq and is a predicted model, not a curated record. Gene Ontology annotation, biological process: protein phosphorylation. Gene Ontology annotation, molecular function: protein kinase activity; ATP binding. NCBI's taxonomy places the organism in Eukaryota, Discosea, Longamoebia, Acanthamoebidae.